Molecule: messenger RNA, 1091 nt
Organism: Daphnia magna
Lineage: Eukaryota; Metazoa; Arthropoda; Branchiopoda; Diplostraca; Daphniidae
Product: oplophorus-luciferin 2-monooxygenase non-catalytic subunit
Exons: 2
Coding region: 1-807 (268 amino acids)
Molecular function (GO): protein binding
Source: RefSeq, a predicted model, not a curated record
AUGAAAGUUUUUCUGGUCCUGUUGGCUUUAUUGUUUUGCGGGUUGGGUGCUCAGGGGAUUCCUCGUAAUGGCAGAGCUAUCGCUUGUCCCGACUCUUUUCUUAUUACGCCCUGUGUUUGCACUCUUAAUGGUCAGCAGGUUGACAUGACCUGUGCCGGCCUGACUAGUUUGAAAAGUCUGACGGAUAUCUUCGCCCGUACGUUUCCGACAAACGUCUUGCAUUCGAUCGUCAUUCAAUCAUCAACUCUAGGACCGUUACCAAACGACGUAUUUAAUGGGAAAUCUUUCGAGAUUAUUAGCUUUUUAAACAACCGUUUGACAUCGUUCGACAAUACUGGCAUUCUUUCCUCAUCUUCAAGUAAUCUAAGAUCGCUUACUGUCAGGCAAGACACAGACGAUUGGACAUUCAAUUUCGCAAAUCUACAAGGCUAUAAUUUACUGACCAGCCUAGAACUUUCGGGCUACAGUAUGGUGCUAUCGGGCACAUUGUCUAGCUCAUCGCUAACGUCUGUCACGCUCCGAAGUGAUUUUCUAGCAGCUCUGCCGCCUCUGGGUACUCUCCCUGCUCUCACGCUUCUAAAUUUAGACGGAAGUGUUAUUGCAAGUCUGGCUGGAAAUUCGUUCUCUUCGUUAGCCAGCCUUUCGCAAUUGUAUCUUGGUCACAAUAAAAUAGAGUCCCUUUCUUCUGGGUUGAUGUCUCUUGCGGCUAGUAUAACCCAAGUUGACUUAUCAAGCAAUCUUAUCGAUACUGUUCAGCCAAACUGGAUAACAGGAGUGUCAUCAGCGACAUCAAGUCCAACUUGUUAACAACUACAUCAGCGUUCUGGAUCAAGCUUCUUUCGAGGGGGUCAUUCAGUCACUAAUGCCAUCGGGGAAAUUGCUUUUGGAUGGCAAUCCACUGGUGUGCGGCUGCGAAGUUGCCUGGGUUGUAACAAAUUCUGCCUAUUUAACUGUCGCUAAUGACGCUCGGUGCGUUAACGGGACUCGUCUGACUAAUUUGGAUCCAAACUAUUACCUACAAAAUUGCUAACAUCGUGUUGAAUUACUCGUGACGGGACCUUCAAAAAUUAAAUACACUAAGCAACUAAAAA